Molecule: messenger RNA, 1259 nt
Organism: Schizosaccharomyces octosporus yFS286
Lineage: Eukaryota; Fungi; Ascomycota; Schizosaccharomycetes; Schizosaccharomycetales; Schizosaccharomycetaceae
Product: cofilin/tropomyosin family protein
Exons: 1
Coding region: 600-1025 (141 amino acids)
Biological process (GO): negative regulation of Arp2/3 complex-mediated actin nucleation; actin filament debranching
Cellular component (GO): actin cortical patch
Molecular function (GO): actin binding; Arp2/3 complex binding
Source: RefSeq, a predicted model, not a curated record
GCUCCAUUGCGAUUAAAAAGUCUUGUCAAAACAUAUCCAAAAAUACUUUCAUCCAGUAUAGUAACUUGAUUAGGGGCGUCUUCAUAAAAAUAAAACCUCAGUGAUUCAUUCUAAAGUUUGUAAUGCUAGCAUAACAAAAAGAAAGGAGUAGAAAAUAUAGGAACUUUCGAAAUUUUACUGACCAAUUCCUUGUCAACCGAUAUAUUACAUACGGUGACACGGUGUUCUCAUUGAGAGUUUGUUGCUCUAUAUAAGUGAAAAGCUACAGUGGUUUGGGAUUACUUUAAAAUUAAUUAAUAACUUUCUAAGCAACAUUACGAUUCAUUGUUCCAAAGCCGAAAGAGAAUAGCACGGUGAUUAUAAGUUUUUGUCAAUUGAUAAUUUUAGUACAUUUUCGAGAUCAACUGUUUUGCAUGUUUGCUUUUUUUUAUUUUAUAAAUCUACUAUCCAUUAAAAUAAGUGGAAAGUGCUUGGAUUAGUCACGCCUUUCGUUUACUUACUGCCUUCCAUUACUUCAGCUGUACAUUACUCAACAGACCAACUUAACUCCGUGCAUCGCACCGACAAAACCGUUCUUGGAGAGCUUCAUUAAAUUCACAAUGUCGUCCGAAGCCCGUAUGUUUAGCAUUUCUGAUACGAUCAUCAAGGAAAUUGAUCGAUUUCGUCUGAGACUGAAGAAAUCUCUUUUGUUUGCCUACAUUUUCAAAAUAGAUAAAAGCACCAAAGAAGUUGUCCCCGAUGGAGAAAUUAUGCAAAUAGAAAGUGUCGAAGAAAUUGCAGACGAAUUGUCUGAAACUCAACCCCGUUACAUACUUGUCUCUUACCCUACGAAAACGACUGAUGGCCGUUUGAAUACGCCGCUUUUUAUGAUAUACUGGAGACCGACUAGUUCACCUCAUGAUUUAUCUAUGAUUUAUGCGUCAGCCAAGGUCUGGUUUCAAGAUAAAUCUCAAGUACAUAAAGUUAUGGAAGUACGAGAAAUUGAAGAUAUUACAACGGAUGCCGUGGAAGAAUUCCUUCAUUAGCCUUAUUGUUCUUUCAUUCACUUGAAAGAUCGAAUGGUCUUGUCUGGCUUUGGCGCAAAAUGUCAAAGAAUUGAUUCCAAUAAUUGUCCAACUUCCUUUCUCUUGUACGUUCCUUACAACACACCUCAACUUAGUCUUGAUAAUAAUGAAGAUAAUGAAUAAAAGGUUUCCCUUCAUUUACGAGUCUAACUAACACACGUAUUUGACAAAGGGCAGUUUUAUUGAACUGUCAUU